Lichtheimia ornata is the source of this 504-nucleotide messenger RNA. Its product is annotated as iron sulfur cluster assembly protein 1, mitochondrial. The record is from RefSeq and is a predicted model, not a curated record. The transcript is spliced from 3 exons. The coding region runs from base 1 to 504 and encodes 167 amino acids. NCBI's taxonomy places the organism in Eukaryota, Fungi, Mucoromycota, Mucoromycetes, Mucorales, Lichtheimiaceae. Gene Ontology annotation, biological process: iron-sulfur cluster assembly; intracellular iron ion homeostasis. Gene Ontology annotation, cellular component: mitochondrial matrix; cytoplasm. Gene Ontology annotation, molecular function: ferrous iron binding; 2 iron, 2 sulfur cluster binding.
AUGAUGCUUCGUAACGCUUUGUUGAGAUCAACCCGUGCUAUUCAACGCCCUCUCUCCAACACACGAUCCUACCACCAAAAGGUGAUUGAUCACUAUGAAAACCCUCGCAAUGUGGGUUCGUUCCCAAAGGGUGCUCAAGAUAUCGGUACUGGUUUGGUUGGUGCUCCUGCUUGUGGUGAUGUGAUGAAACUUCAAAUCAAGGUGGAUGAUGCUACUGGCAAGAUUGUGGAUGUCAAGUUCAAGACUUUUGGCUGUGGCUCUGCUAUUGCAUCGUCAAGCUUCAUGACUGAGCGUGUCCGUGGUAUGACAUUGGAGGAAGCAGGUCAAAUCAAGAACACUGAGAUUGCCAAGGAAUUGUGCUUGCCCCCUGUUAAGCUGCAUUGUUCCAUGCUGGCUGAAGAUGCUAUCAAAUCAGCUAUCAAGGAUUAUAAGAGCAAGCGUGUAUCGGCUGCGGCAGCUUCCUCAGCAGCAGGAGGAGCAGCUCCUCAACAAGCUACUGCUUAA